GUCACAUUUAGGUUAUGUCACCUAUAGCCUUGUAAUAACGUAAUUAUCGGUAAACGCUUCCAUUUGAAACUUCAUUGACAAACUAGAUGUGUUGUUCUGUUUGCAUUUUAUCCUAGCAUAUAGUCAUUUUUACCUGAUUUGAUGCUCAGUUCACGGUAUGGAGUUUGGCUUUGGAGCACAUGAGUAUCCUACAAGUGGCGUAUUCGAGGUAGAGCCGAAAAGUUGCCCUGGAUUCAUCUUCCGAAGGUCAGUGUUAUUGGGAAGCACUGAUUUGUCUCGCGCUGAAUUUCGAUCAUUCAUGGAGCACCUUUCUUCAGAGUACCACGGUGAUACAUAUCAUCUGAUAGCCAAAAAUUGCAACCAUUUUACAGAAGAAGUCAGCAUGCGACUGACUGGGAAGCCCAUUCCUGGAUGGGUGAAUCGGCUUGCCCGAUUAGGUUCAUUCUGCAAUUGUCUUCUUCCAGAAAGCAUUCAGAUUUCAGCAGUGAGACAUCUUCCUGAUCAUCCAGCAUAUUCUGAUGACGAUGAUGGGUCAGAAUCGCUUGCAUCUUCUAUAUCACCAAGGAGCGAAGAUGAGGGAUCGGAUCAUCUACUGAUGGCUCCUAAUGGCGAGGUAGCAUUCCUAAAAGAGAAACCAGUGAAGGUGGCUAGAGAACCUGCUUAAUUCAUUUACCCUUUGGUUCCAACUUCUUUGCCUUCAUCUAUUUAUUGUUUGUAUUUGUGAUAUAUAGUAUUGAGUGUAUCAUUUGAUCAGGCCAAAUU
Cucurbita pepo subsp. pepo (vegetable marrow) is the source of this 762-nucleotide messenger RNA. Lineage: Eukaryota; Viridiplantae; Streptophyta; Magnoliopsida; Cucurbitales; Cucurbitaceae. The record is from RefSeq and is a predicted model, not a curated record.